Lobosporangium transversale is the source of this 804-nucleotide messenger RNA. RefSeq lists its product as hypothetical. NCBI's taxonomy places the organism in Eukaryota, Fungi, Mortierellomycota, Mortierellomycetes, Mortierellales, Mortierellaceae. The transcript is spliced from 5 exons. The coding region runs from base 42 to 662 and encodes 206 amino acids. The record is from RefSeq and is a predicted model, not a curated record.
CUUCAACUCACACCCUAAGAACCUUCUCUUUCUCUUCAUCAAUGCUACACAACACCAUAACCACUAACCAAAUUACCCUAUUCUGUCUUGUGGAUGGAGAAUCAACCUCAAACGCGUUUUCGGUCGAGAUUGACCCUACCAAGACAGUUGAUGGCCUCAAGAAGCACAUCAAGGCUGAGAAGACUCCUCCCUUUGAUGAUGUCGCCGCUGAUGAACUCACCCUGUGGCAUGUCUCCAUCGUAAUCGGAGAUGAUGAGGACGAAAAAACCAUUACACUUUCAGAACACCCAAAUGCAAAAAAGCUUCGUGCAACAAGCGAGAUCUCUGAGAUUUUCGGCACUGCACCAGAAAAGAAAACCAUACACGUCAUUGUCCAGCGGCCAUCGGCAGAUCAGUCUACUUCCACUUCGAACUUGGAGAAAAAAAGGACGGCCGAUGACUUAUGUGACUUAUUAUCGCCAGUUUUGAAAAAGAAGAGAUGGACUGUUAAUGGAGCGAUCCGAUUCAUUGAUAUAAAAUCAGUCUAUUAUGUUGACACUGCGAAGCAUGACGUGAACAGGAGAAUUUUGAGUGCUAUUACAAAUCACGAGUUAGCAAUGCAUUGGUGCACGUGCGUCUGGAAAGACAACAAGGUUGUAUGGACUUAUAACUCAACUAGCUGAAAGUGGAUACCGUUGUUUUAUUUUCAUUUGAGGAAGUUAUCAAUAAUGGGUCUCAUUUCUGGAGAGCUUUUGGAAAAGCUCUUCGCAACAACUAUGAAGUCGAUGAUAUUACAACCCAACGAGAUUUUCUCGAUGCUUUCGG